GCUCCUAUUAGAAUCCAGACCUUUCCCCCCCCUCCAAUCUUUCAUGCUUUUUUCUUUUUCUUUUCUUGUUUGGCCAUUUUUGGCCUCUGGCUUCCCUGCGCCACGAUCCCAACUCCGAUGAGUUCCGUUAUCACGAGCGACCUCGAGGCUGCGCUUCCAGCACCUGUCUUGCUAGGGAUCGGGGGAUAGUAUCCGAGAAAAAGGAGGCAUCCGCGGGAAAGGCUGCGGAAGCUCAGAAGACCGCAGAUCUCCGGAGAGGGAGGAGAGAGAGUCUCUCUCUCUCUCUGUCUCUCUGUCUCUCUGUCUCUCUCUCACACACACACACACACAUACACACACACACCCAAGCCAGGCAGGGAGCAUUGUGUGUGUGUGUGUGCGUGUGUGUGUGUGGAAAGUGGCUGUGUGUUUUUUUCCCCCACGGACGGGAUGGUGCUCUUGAGAAGAUUUGGGGUCCUGCUGGUCUUCGUGGGCGCUCUUUUCCUCUCCGCCGGGCUCGCUUGUGGACCGGGCAGGGGCUUCGGCAAGAGGCGGCACCCGAAGAAGCUGACCCCUUUAGCCUACAAGCAGUUCAUUCCCAACGUGGCAGAGAAGACCCUGGGGGCCAGUGGAAGGUACGAAGGCAAGAUCAGCCGCAACUCGGAGCGCUUCAAAGAGCUCACCCCCAAUUACAACCCUGACAUUAUUUUUAAGGAUGAAGAGAACACUGGAGCCGACAGGCUGAUGACACAGCGCUGCAAGGACAAGCUCAACGCCUUGGCGAUCUCGGUGAUGAACCAGUGGCCCGGCGUCAAGCUGCGCGUGACCGAGGGCUGGGACGAGGACGGGCACCACUCCGAGGAGUCGCUGCACUACGAGGGCCGCGCCGUGGACAUCACCACCUCCGACCGGGACCGCAGCAAGUAUGGCAUGCUGGCUCGCUUGGCCGUCGAGGCCGGCUUCGACUGGGUCUACUACGAGUCCAAGGCGCACAUCCACUGCUCCGUCAAAGCCGAAAACUCUGUGGCUGCCAAAUCGGGUGGCUGUUUCCCUGGAUCCGCCUGGGUGAACCUGGAGCAAGGAGGCACCAAGCUGGUGAAGGACCUCCACCCUGGCGACCGGGUGCUGGCAGCAGAUGUGCAGGGGCAACUGCUCUACAGUGAAUUCCUCGCCUUCCUGGACCAGGUGGAGCCCCCUGUCCGCAAGCUCUUCUACGUGGUGGAGACCCGACAGCCCCGGACACGCCUCUUGCUCACAGCCGCCCACCUGCUUUUUGUAGCCCCACCACAGAACCAUUCCAUGCCCCAGCCCGUUUUUGCAAGCCGUGUGCAGCCAGGACAACGGGUCUACGUGCUGGGCAAAGAGGGCCAGGCACUGUUACAGGCCGAGGUGCACAGUGUGUCCCUGCAAGAAGAGGCCUCGGGGGCUUACGCCCCACUGACCACUCAGGGCACUAUCCUCAUCAAUCAGGUGUUGGCGUCGUGUUAUGCUGUCAUUGAGGAGCAUAGCUGGGCCCAUUGGGCAUUUGCCCCUUUCCGAGUCGCUCAUGCUCUCCUGGCAAUGCUGUAUCCCAGCGGCCUCUCCUCCCCUGCCCUUUUCCCAGCUUCUGCGCCAGAGGAUGCCCCAGCCGGAGUCCACUGGUAUUCCCGCCUCCUCUACCACAUUGGCCGCUGGGUAUUGGAUUCUGAGAUGAUACACCCGCUGGGCAUGGCAAGCUGAGGGGGAUGGCUGUCUCUCCCCCACCUUUACCCAUCAUAAGAACAAAGAAUUAUCUUAUGUAAACUUCUUGGUGUUGUGAGCCGCUUAUUAUGGUUUCCCAUGAGAAAGUGGCGUACAAAUAAACAAUGAUGACGAUGACGAUGAAAAUAAUACAAAGGGGGGGAAACUAAGAUGAAGAAAAAGAAAGAAAGAAAGAAAGAAAGAAAGAAAGAAAGAAAGAAAGAAAGAAAGAAAGACAAUAAUAUAGUAGGAGAGUCCAAAGUAGGCUUUAAGGAACAGGAAGAGCCCAGGAAUUUUUCAGUUUAGUUGAUAUAUAUAUAUAAUUUUUAUUUCUAUUUUUUGUCUGUUUUAUUGUCUUGUUGUCCUCAUCUCCUGGAUAUUUAUUUGUUUGGUAUUUUGUAAUAGAUGUUUUAAAGAAUAUGAACCCAACUUUCAAGAGCCUUAAAUAGUUUCUUUGAUAAUUUAUUAUCAUGUGAACUGUACACUCACAGGGAGAAGAAAAUUAUUUUGUGAGGCCAAGCAAAAGUGCACAGAGUUCUAUUUUUCUAUGUGUGACACGUGUCCAGACUUUCCAAAAGAAAAACUUCCAUCCCUCCCAUCUACACAUUGCUUUGCUCUUUUCCAACAGCGAGUCUUGGAACAAAUGAAAGACAUACUCCACGGGGAGUGGGACUGGGUGGGGGAGGGAGGGGGUCCGUAAAUUAUAUUUUUAUACACAGAAUUGUAAAUUCAUUUUUUUUGAGAGAUCAAUACUUAACAGUCACAUUUCAUUUUUUUGAAAUAGUGUAAAAUACGAGAAUAUAUAUUUUAAUUUAAAUAGUAUCAAAUGUAAUGUCAGCUUCUGUGUCAUUUCUAAUUGUCUUUGAAAUAUUUUGCUUUGUAUAGAAAUAACAACAGCCCCUUUCGACCACACUCUUGGAACUCAAGACUGUUACACACACCUUAUUCAUUUGCAAAACUCUGGGGAGGUGGGGAGAAACUCUCUUAUUUUUACCUUCAAAAUCAAGAAGAAGAAAUUUAUGAGAAAUAUUUUUUAAAAAGCGCACAUGUUGGCUAUUAUGUGACAAUGGAGAAUAGUUUGUACAGACGGGAGGAAAGAAAGGAUGUUUUGCAUUAAUAAACUGAUAAAUAAC
This is a messenger RNA of Rhineura floridana, 2831 nucleotides long. RefSeq names its product sonic hedgehog signaling molecule (gene SHH). The record is from RefSeq and is a predicted model, not a curated record. Gene Ontology annotation, molecular function: patched binding; calcium ion binding. NCBI's taxonomy places the organism in Eukaryota, Metazoa, Chordata, Lepidosauria, Squamata, Rhineuridae. The transcript is spliced from 3 exons. Bases 430 to 1698 code for a protein of 422 amino acids. Gene Ontology annotation, biological process: regulation of gene expression; multicellular organism development; cell-cell signaling.